AUGAAAUCUGAAGUUAAAAAUUGGAGCACAAACUGCUUAGAAUUAGUUUUGGUGCGAUUGGAUUCAUUAGAUGAGAGAUUUGCAGAAGUGUUAAAAUGUGUAGAAGAACGCCAAAAGGAAUUACAAGAUAAAAUGUUGAUGAUUGAGAGAUAUUUGGAUGAAAUAAACUUGAUUUUGGAUAAGAAAAAACAAUGUAUUGUGAUUUGUAACUUGAAUGAAAAGGUAAAUUUGAUGGUCAAAAACUAUUCAAACAACUCUAAAAACAUCUUGGAGGAGUUUAAAAAACGUUUAAACGAAGGAGUUAAAACGUUGUUUGAGUCAUCCAAUUUGUACUCAGAAGUUGAUAAGUUUAAGGGCGAUAUAGAAUUUUUAAAUGAAAAGAAAGAUACACUUUCCGAGUUAAUUUGCCUUAACAAUUUACACAUCGAGAACUUAAACACAAAUUAUCAAAAUUCAGUAAAAAAUAUUGUCAAAGCAAUACAAAUCGAAACGAACAAAUUAAGUCAAGCCUUCAGAAUAUAUCAACAAGUUUUUUCUUUACACAAUUAUAUAUUAUAUUGAUAAUUUUUGAUAAUGUAUCAGAUAAAACAAAUAUCCAAAGAUGAGUUCACAGAGUAUAUAAUAUAUAUUCCUAUAAGAUUGAGGAAUGCAAAGGAUGAAAUAAGUGAAUCAUUAAACAGAAUGAAGACUGAAAGAGAAAAGGAAGAAGAUUCAGUCUUGAAUCAACUUGAAAUUGCAAUGGAAAAGUUUGAUAACGUUAGACUUUAACUGCUUUGUAGUAUAUGUAAAAACUAAUAUGUUACAAAAUACACUUGG
Messenger RNA from Theileria parva strain Muguga, 816 nucleotides. RefSeq lists its product as uncharacterized. The record is from RefSeq and is a predicted model, not a curated record. The coding region runs from base 1 to 561 and encodes 186 amino acids. Lineage: Eukaryota; Apicomplexa; Aconoidasida; Piroplasmida; Theileriidae. The transcript is spliced from 7 exons.